AUGGCUUUGUUGAUUCUUCUUAUGGCACUCAUGUCCUCAGCCACUGCCAUAGACACUCCUUCAAGAAACCAAGUCAUUCCUACAGCCAUAGAAGAAAUGCAGAGAGCCAAUUACUUCACAUUUGUAAUGCUCCUAAAGAUGGCCCCUUCUGACCUUAUUAAUGGCAACAUCACAUUCUUGAUGCCUAACGACCGGAUUCUUGCAAAAGCCGGGAUGCCGGAGAGCAGAGUGGUCAACUUCUUGCUCGGCCACUCGAUCCCUUCACCUCUUCUUAUGGAACACCUACUGCAUUUCCCCACAGGUACCUUGAUCCCAACAUCUAUGCCUGGCUUUGUCCUCAAAAUUUCAAACGAUGGCCGAAGCCGGUUUUUUCUCAACAACGUUAGAAUUAUUAGUCCUAAUAUUUGUACUCGAGGGUCUAUAAGAUGUCAUGGCAUAGAUGGAGUAGUACAGGCCACAUCAAUUAUGCCCCAGCCUGACAUAGUCCCGCCUGCUUGUCCUAGUAAUAGUACCCGAGGAGGUACUCCAGUGGCUGCUGCCCCUCCAACAGCCCCAUCGUCGCCAUCACCAGAAUCUUUGGCUCCGGUUCCGGUAACGGCCCCACCACCUGCUGAUUCAAAUGGUAGUCCCCCAACUUCCAAUUCUCCUCGGAUAGGCAAUGCAGGACUACUCGAUUUUGGAGUGACAAUUUUUAUGGUAUUUUUGUUUAUCUAG
This is a messenger RNA of Fraxinus pennsylvanica, 714 nucleotides long. NCBI's taxonomy places the organism in Eukaryota, Viridiplantae, Streptophyta, Magnoliopsida, Lamiales, Oleaceae. The record is from the annotation of a GenBank genome assembly.